AUGCCUCUACACCUCCUCGGCAAAAAGUCAUGGAACGUCUACAACACAGCCAACAUUGCGCGGGUGCGCGCCGACGAGGAAGCGGCCGCGCGCGCCGAAGAGGCCGAGGAGCAGCGGAUGCAGGAGCGGGACGCGGCGCGGCGCAUGGCGAUACUGAGGGGUGAGCAAGACCCGACGGCCACGACGACGCCUACAACAGCCGACGUCGCAACGCCGGCACGGCGUACCGCCAAAAAUCACAACGGCGACGACGGCAGCGAGCGCGAUGAGGACGACUGGAUGCCAUCGGCGGCGAGGAGCGAGACCAGCACCACGGCGGUCGUGGGCCGCAAGAGCAGGAGGCAUCGGAAGCGGCACGGCGAGGACGACACGGACUUUGAGAUGCGGCUGGCGAGGGAGGCGGCGGACCGCGGCGUGGCCAUGCGCGAGAGGCUGGGCAGGGACGGCCGGCGGGGCGGCGGUGCGAUCGUGGAUGACAAGGGCCAUAUCGAUCUGUUUGGCGGUGCCGCCACUGCUGCCGCCGCCGUGCAAGGAUCGCGGGGUAGGGACGCCGGGGAGGCGGCGGAGGGUGCGGGAGGGAUGCGCUUCGCUGACGCGGCGGGCCGUGGCAAGAGUGCCCGGUCGGCGCCGUGGUACUCCUUCGCUUGGAAGAGAAAGCCGGCCGCGCCGGACGAAGCCGUCAACGUCGAGCAAGGGCUCCCCGAGGCCCAGGCGCAGAACCGAUUCGGAGAGGACGACGACCCCGCGAGGAGGGUCCGCGCCGCGGCCAGGAUCGUGGCGGAUGACCCUCUCGCCAUGAUGAAGAGCGGGGCCAAGAGGGCUCGAGACGUGGACAAGGAAAGGAGGCGGGAGAGGGAGGAGAGGGAGAAGGAGGUGGAUGACCUGAUCCGGGAGGAGAGGAGACGGGCGAAGCGCAAGAGGCGGGAUGAAGAGGGGAGGCGGGGACAUCAUCGCUCUGGGGAGAAGCGGCAUCGGAGUGAUGGCGAGGAGGAGAGGGAUAGGCGGCACCGUCAUCGUCGCGAAGAUGAACGCAGGGGAGGCUAUCGGCGCGAGGAUGGUCACAGGGAUAGGAAACACCGGGACGGCGAUGAUCGAAGGAGAAGGGAUCGCAGCAAGGAGAGGCGUCGCAGUCGAUCGCCGCCGAGGGAAAAGGAAAGAACUCGGAGCGACAGGAGACACCGCAAGGAGGACGAUCGAUGA
Messenger RNA from Pyricularia pennisetigena, 1200 nucleotides. RefSeq lists its product as uncharacterized. NCBI's taxonomy places the organism in Eukaryota, Fungi, Ascomycota, Sordariomycetes, Magnaporthales, Pyriculariaceae. Bases 1 to 1200 code for a protein of 399 amino acids. The transcript is spliced from 2 exons. The record is from RefSeq and is a predicted model, not a curated record.